CCGGUUUUCCAUGACGACAAAAAUGCGUAAAGAUGGCGAGACUUGUGCUCUUCAACGAUGUUAAUAGUUUAUGGGUGAACGCACACUCUCCGUGACAUUAUUGUCAGGAGUGGUGUGAUCUGAUGUGCUAGGAGAAUACCUGUUUUCAUCUGCAAUCAAUGUACAGUUUUGAGAGUUGCUAGUACCCUUAUACAGAUCAUAAAGCAUCAUGCUUCAGCUGACAGGGGAUGACAUGGCUGCAGAAGUGGUCAAGCUGCCACAACUGCGGUCAUCAAUGGUUGUGGACAGGACCAAGCCCCUCCCUACCUCCCUCCAGAGUGACUUCAUUCCAGAGGACAUCCUUUUCGCUCUAACACAGCCUCCACCUGCACGUGAUAAACUUGGCCCUCCAACACGAUACAGAAACCUCAAUACAUCUUUGGUUCCAGCACGACCACCUGCAGCCAAUGUUUGGAGUCACAAGCGGAGGGAACAGUUCCAACACCUGAUGGAAAGUACCACAUGCAUCUGUGGGGCUGGCAGAGACAUCUCUUUCCUGUAUGACGUUCCACAAGAAUUUGCACAUCCAGAAAAACCUGAUCCACAUGACCACAGUUCUGUCAGAAAAAAUGCAGAACUGCCUCCGAAAAAGGCACUGCAACUGCCUGACACAUUAAUUCCAGAAGAAUACCACAUCAUCAAAAACCGGGGUGUACUGGGUCUGGAGUUUCACGAGGACAAAUACAGCUUAAAUCCACAAGACCAUGAAAAUCAUCUUACGGUGUUUCCCUCCUUGAAGCCAUCAAGUCGUUAUGAGGUGGUGCAGUUGAAGAAAACUAUGGAUGACAUGCUUCAGAAGGUCGGCUUUUUUGACAUGGAUGCUGAUUCGAAGGGACCCACUCAGCUUCAUAACCUACUGGAGUUGAUCAAGAAAGAGCAGAACAUUUACAACAUUGUUUUUCAUGAACUUAUUCGACAGGUGAGCGUUGAGUGUGUAGAACGAGGACAGCUGCUAGCAGAACUGAGGCUGAAGUACAGUGGACUGCUCAAUAAGGUUCCAAAUCAGAUCAUGAGUCUUCAUGAAGAGGUCAUGGCACAGCGGGCUCUAGACCGAAGAUUGACUGAUGAGCUGAUGCGCUUCAAAAGCACCAUCAGCAUUCUGACAAAUGAACUGUCUGAUGUAAAGGAGCAUGACAGGGUUGUGACAAAGGAAGCUCAGAAAACCCAGGAAGAUCUACGCAGUGCACUGUCGGAGGCCCAGAAAAAUGCAGCUCUUCUAGCAGAAUACCACGAUCUGUAUGAGCUGCAGCGCAAGAGGCUAGAGCGUCAGGUUUUUGCUCUGACAGAGGAGAGAGAGAUCUGGAGCACAGCUGCAUAUAGCCUUGCUCUAAAGGUAACAGAGGAGUGUCGACUAGUCACUGCCAAACGUCUUCAUGUCAGUGAAAAAAGCUGGGUGAAGCUGGCCAACCACUUCACCAUCCUCCUCAGUGACCGUGACACAGAAAUGCUGACCAAGAUCCAGCACCAUGUGGAGAGGUGGCGGGAUCUGAUCGAAGACUUCAACAUUGCCCUGCGACAACGGGAGGAGGAUGCCAAGGAGGAGCUUAUGUUCGUAAAGACUGGAGUGGAGAAGUGGAUGGCAUAUUUCCACAGCCACUGCUUUAACGAUGAUGGAGAUAUGGUAAAAAUGCCUGACUCAGCUAAAACAAAGGAGCUCCACACAGAUCUUCAAGUGUGGGACAAGAUUCUCUCAAAACAAGCUGAGCUUUUUGGAGGAGAUUUACUGCUUAGCAAUCAAGAUGAACUCUCACAGAUUCGGAGGGAAAUGGAAGGAUGGACAGACUGUGCACUUGAAGUAUUUAGCCGGCAUCGUGGUCCAAGUGGUGCCUCUCACCCAAACCAGAAGAGUUUGCUGCUUCUUAAUGAGGACAUAGGAAACCAUAUUCAGCAGUACCAGUAUCGAAUAACUGGGGAGAAUGGAGUUGCUGCGGUCAUCAUUCACCUUCAGAACAUCGUUGAGACAUGGCAGUCACGGAUCAGUGCCAUGUUGCAUGGGACUAUUCCAAUCCAAGAAAAGGACUGGUCAUCCUUGUUCUAUUCACUGGAGGAAUGGGUGGCCUCCCUGGAGAAGGCCCAUGCGUAUGUUGGCACAACACAGAGUGAGAAGGAACACCAGGAAGGGAAACCACAUGUCAGCAUCAACACUGUUGAUGUUGUUCGCAAGACACAAAAGUGGGCAACCACAUCUAGCAACUCUAUCGACAGUGAGGAUGCCAAGAUGGUGGAACAGGUAUCCUCUCUUCACUCCGAUAUGAUGCAGUGGAUGGUGCAAACCUUGCUGCGUCUGGCACCGGACAGGGAGGGUAACUCUCGUGAAGCUUCAGAGAUGGCUCUGCUAGGGAGUGUGUCAGUUCCUCAACUGAUAGAGAAUGCCAAAUGCCUGUUUAAGGUGCUGGAGGUCUUUUCCAACAGCAUCAUUAUGUGCUGUAACAGGAUAGUGAUAGAGAACACUCAAAUGCGCCAAGACAAAAUGGAGGAGAAUGCAGACUAUGAAUUAAAAGAUCUCCAGCGUCUCAAGAUGGAAUGUGAUGAGUGGAUUCGCACAGCACAGAUCUUGAUGAGCCAGCUGACAGGUGAGAGUGUCGACUCUCUCUUUCCAUCAAGCCGCCCUACAACUACAGCAUCUAGCAAAGUCCAACAGGAGGAAAGGAGCUACAUAACGUAUAAAGACCAUGAAAAACUGGACAGAAGUGAUGCAGAACCUCCAGUAGCACAGCAAGACACACUAGAAAGAUCCAAAUCUCAAGAGCAGGAACUGACUGAGAAAGGAGCAGCUGCUCUCGAUGUUCCUCCUGAGGGGCUGACAUCAGCAGCAGAAAGCCAGAGAGAAGAGGAGGGAGCACCUGGUGAACAUGCAGAAGAAGACAAGCCAAAAGAAAAGGUGCUGCAGGAGGAAGCCAGUGAGAAGAUGGAGGUUAUUGGGUACGAUGAACACACACAUAUGGCUGGCCUGGACACCUCAGACAAGAAACUGACUACUACACCUGUGAAGAUAGAAGGCUCACCUGACACCAAGAAAGCCUUUGAGGCUUUGGCUGCUAUGGGUUUACUCCAAGAGAAACUUUUCAUGACAGAACAGCGUGCCCAGGAGGCAGAAGAGCGUGUAGCAGUGGCUGAAGCAGAGGUAGCAGCCCUCCAGGAAGAGUUGCGGGCCCUGAGGAAGCAGCUGGAGAAGCAGAACAGCUUUCAGGAACAGCAUUCAGCGACAGCACUGGCCACACCAACGGCAAGUGCGGCUUCAUCUAAGCCCUUGCCGCAAGAGACUCCUGCCAGCGUGGCUGACUCUAAAGAGGACAAGGAUGGGAGGAAAAAGGACCAGGUCAAGCCCAAAUCUUCUGCAAAGGUCAAGAAAAAGCCAUAGCUGUUUUAGGACUGUGAGGUGCCUGGUCAGCUGACUGUUUUAGUGAGGUGGUUGACCAAUUGAGUUUCUUGUUUAAAGAGAAAGAAUGCUUCCACUUUGUGACAACUUGGUACUGUCUUUCUGUGGUGAGUCUGGGCUGUUACUAGGUAAUGAUUCAGUAUAGACAAAAGCCAAGAUCCACAAAAACCUGUUACUAUUAGGGUUGCUUUUUGCUCUAAUAACAUGCAUUUUAUUCAAAAAAAACAUCCAGAUCGGAUUUUCAACUGCUGAAAUAGAAAAUGUCUAAUAUAUAAUAAAUGUUCUUCUGUUUGUGUCUUAACUUUUAAUUUUGCAUGAUCAAGAGACAGUUUUUUAAAAAAAAAAAGACCUGCACUUUUAAAAUUUGUAUCAGAUAAUAAGUAUACCAUUGUUACCAACAGUAUCACCAAGUCUAGAAAAUUAUAAAUAUAUAGAUAUCUUCUGUUUUAAGGCCCUAUAUGUCUACCAUACCUAAACGAUUCAAGAGUUAGUUGCUUAUGAAUUGUCCAAGUGUAUGUCAAUAUUCCAAAGUAGACAUGUUACCUUAGUGUGUAUAGGUGUAUGUGUGUUUUGUGUGAGAGAGAGGUGAAUUACAAUCGUGUUUAUAGCCAGUGAUCACUGUGCUUGUGAUCAAUGCUUUGCCUCAUUCUACAACUUCAGUGCAAGUCAUCAACUGGCUGCUCCAGAGCUUGUCUUAUAUACAGUCGGACCUCGAUAAGUCGACUUUCCCUAAGUCGAAAACUUCCCUAUAUCGAAUUAAUUGUUAGUUCCCGGCCAAAUACCUACGCCUAUUACGCCAUUUUCCCUAACUCGAAAACUCCGUAAGUCAAAUUUUUUUUCGGGUCCCUUUGAGUUCAACUUAUUGAGGUCCGACUGUACCACUCAACUGUGGAUGAUGCUUGCAUUUUAUCAUUAUUUUGAUAAUGUCCUGAAGUUGUUAUUAGUGACACACUGUAAUGUUUGCCAUCAGCAAGUUGUAUGUCCAUAAUGUGAGGCCGACAUAUGCUCUCCUAGGCUAUUUUUAAGGGGUGCCUUUUUCCUCAGCCUGGGUUUCUGUGUACUAAAAGUAAAACACUUGUUAUGUGGGGAGUUUUUUAAGCAUGUGUGUCAAUUUAAUGAUGUGUUAAAAGUUUAAGGGUGGUAAAAAAUAACAAGCAAAAUGUUUUAUUGAAAAAAAUAUGACUAAGCUUGUAUUGUACGUUGUACUGAUUGUGCAUUAUCAGCUGAAAUUAUUGUCAGUAGAAUUCUAAUGGAUUAUUCUAAUAUUAACAAUUUUGAUAAGACUUUAUGAUGUUUGUAUCAGUCAUGUGUACCUAAUAGUGCCCACGGUCAACACAUUGUUUGAAACUGGAAUUUUUUUUUUAUUUGGGUGUUAGUAGGUUAAAGUAUAUCACUUGUAUAUGAAGGUUAUAUGAAGGUUUCAGGUAACUUUUCUCAACCUAUUACUAACCAAAAGAAGCUAUGGUACGGUUUUUGACGUGUAGGGAAGUAGGGCAGUAAGUGUGGGAUAAGGAUAAAGAUGAAGCAGAUGGAAUCAGUACUUAAUUUCCAUUAGUCUUUAACUUUCUUCUCUUAUACAUUUUAUAAAGCUUCAUAAAAUUUUAAAAAGCCAACAUAGUAAUUAGAAAAUGUUCAUUUGCUUAGAAAAAAAAUGGCCUCGGCUGCAACAUAUCAAUCAAUAAUUUCACAAUUUGUUAGAGUUAAGUAAUAUCAUAGAAUAUUUGAGAUGCUUGGAAGGUCCUUUAUAGUUAAAUGUCCUUUAAUUGUCCGAAAGUGCCUCAUGGCCUACUCAAAAUGUGCUUUUACAAUUUAAAUGACACUUGCCAAAGUACCAUCAAAGUGAAUCCUUGUUUGACUGCACAAUAAUUUCUCCUUCUUAGGGUGUCAUAACAAAAAACAGAUGCGUACCCACUGAAAAGCAGACAUCUUUAUCAGCAUUAUUAUUUUAGAAGGGAAAAAAAUGUUAUAUGUUUUGUGGCAUUGUAAUGUGCUGUUUACUUGUGAUACAUAGCUUUAUAAGAAACUAUUUUUGGAAAAAUGUUGCUGAGAUCCUAAUUUAUUGUUUUAAGACAUUACUGCUGAUUCAAUGUGCGCAGUUUUUCUAAUGUUUUUGUCUAGUUGUAUUAAAAAAAGCAUUAAUAAAGAAAACUUUUAAACUGUUGAUCCAUCAGAAGAUUCAAAUUAUGCUUCGUAUACUUUGUGCAGAAGCAAUUAAAGUAUUAUAUGUU
This is a messenger RNA of Pomacea canaliculata, 5646 nucleotides long. Its product is annotated as axonemal dynein light chain domain-containing protein 1-like. The transcript is spliced from 26 exons. The record is from RefSeq and is a predicted model, not a curated record. The coding region runs from base 209 to 3400 and encodes 1063 amino acids. Lineage: Eukaryota; Metazoa; Mollusca; Gastropoda; Architaenioglossa; Ampullariidae.